CGAUAGUGGAAGAUCGAGGCCAGUGACCGUAGUAAUCUCCUGAAGAAGAAGAAGAAGAAGAAGAUCGGUUAAGUUGAAAGGGAAGGCAUGGGCGAACCCUACUGGAGAUAUGGUGCUGUGGCUGCUCCCUCUGCUGCUGAAAGAGAUACUACUUCAAGAACUGCAUUUCCUGGUUAUUCGCCUUCUAACCCAGCGUUGACAACUCAUCAUUUGAGCUCAAAUAAUUUGCGAGGGUCUUCUUCAGAUUAUCUGCAUAAGGAUGUCUUACCAUUGCGGCCUGGGGCUUAUGGUUUAGAUGAUAUUGGCGGCAUUGCUGGUCAUGCUGCACUAGGACCCAGUGGAUUGACAGCUGGUGCAAGCAUAAAUAGGUUUCCAUCUCCUCUAGAGGAUCCAGCUCUAAUUAGCCAAAGGCGGGAUGUUUCACUGGGCAUCAACCCUAGCAUGCCUGGCAUGCUUAGUGAACGGUCCAACUCUUUGAGAAAAUCUGAUAGCCUGUCUGUGGAGGAAUCAAACGUUCUCUUUGUUGAUGGACUUCCCAAUGAUUGUACCAGAAGAGAAGUAGCUCAUCUUUUCCGUCCUUUUAUCGGCUUUAAAGAAAUCAGAGUUGUCCACAAGGAGCCUAGACGUACUGGAGAUAAGGCUAUGGUCCUGUGCUUUGUUGAGUUUGAUGAUGCAAAAUGUGCUGGCACUGCCUUAGAAGCUCUUCAAGGCUACAAGUUUGAUGACAAGAAACCAGAUGCUCCUGUCUUGAGGAUUCAAUUUGCACAUUUCCCCUUCCGUCCACCAUCUGAUCAUGAUGAGCGACGUCGUGGGCUUUCACGAUAGAACCACAACAAAGCUUUAUGGUGAACUGUUACUUGGAAAUAGAACACCUUUUUAUGUACGUACAUGUUGGGAACACAUUGAUAUCCAAGGGACCCCAUGUUCCAGCCUGCAAAUUCAGGUGUACAUUCAAGGGUGCCAACUACUGAACUAGAAGGUUGGUAUUUGUUGGUUCUGAAGAAAAUGGGAGAGUUUAUGAGUUUACUUUAUUUGACAAAUGAUUAGCAAAGAAGUUGCAUAUAUUCCUGUCCUUUUCCAGUUCUGCUUGACAGCUGAUAUUUAUUGAUGUAUUUGAUUUGGUUGAGGCAUAGCAUGUGGAAGAGUUAAUGAUAAAUUCGUGU
This is a messenger RNA of Telopea speciosissima, 1163 nucleotides long. RefSeq names its product RNA-binding protein 1-like. The coding region runs from base 88 to 825 and encodes 245 amino acids. Gene Ontology annotation, molecular function: mRNA binding. NCBI's taxonomy places the organism in Eukaryota, Viridiplantae, Streptophyta, Magnoliopsida, Proteales, Proteaceae. The transcript has 7 exons. The record is from RefSeq and is a predicted model, not a curated record.